Parathielavia appendiculata is the source of this 2690-nucleotide messenger RNA. RefSeq lists its product as uncharacterized. Gene Ontology annotation, biological process: nucleosome assembly. NCBI's taxonomy places the organism in Eukaryota, Fungi, Ascomycota, Sordariomycetes, Sordariales, Chaetomiaceae. Gene Ontology annotation, cellular component: CAF-1 complex; nucleus. The record is from RefSeq and is a predicted model, not a curated record. The transcript is spliced from 3 exons. Bases 249 to 2195 code for a protein of 648 amino acids.
GUUGCACUUCUCGCGAAAGCAACAACUCCAUACAUUCAACUUUCGAUUCUCGAUUCCCACCCUUCCAAUGCCAACUUCAAUCAUAGAAGCUGGACUUGCGAACUGAACCGUUACGAUCCCACCGACGACUACCGCUUCGCUCCUUCUCGACCUGAUCAAUCUCCUAUUUGACUUUCUGCUCCGUUUCGAAAUUGAGUCAGCUUGGUUUCAUUUCACUUGUACGCCCGUCGAGUGCGGGCACUUUUUUGAUGUCUCUUCUUGCCAUGUCGACAGACGUCCAGGACCGGGAUUUGGCUGGCCGCAAGAGAUCCCAUGGCGAUUUCUUGGACCAAGAGCGCGGCGGGGCUGUAGCCUUCAGCAACCCCGAUCAUAUCCACACGGAUCAUUCGCUGAGCGACAAAGAAAACGAUGUGCCGUGUGCUUCCUCUCGGGGGCUGUCGCCCGCGUCGAAAUCCAGCUCGAGCGUGAGCGAACCGGCAUGCAGUUCAGCCGGCGUCAACUCACUCUCACCAAGUCCGACACCUACUUCUCUCGGGGCAUCUACGACAACAACACAGGCCUCGACAGUCAAUGCCGCAGCACGAAAAUCAGCUGGCGAGCCUCCGAAGAAGAGGAAGAGGGUGACCGCCGAAGAGAAAGCGGCUAAAGACGCGGCGGCAGAAGCCGAGAAGCGCAAGCGGCAAGAGGAGCGAGAGAAGAAGAAGCGCGAGAAGGAAGAGGCUGAAAGACUGAAGGCCCAAGAAAAGGCCGCGAAGGCUGAGGAGAGAGCUGCCAAGGCCGCCGUCUUGGCUGAGAAGGAGCAAGAGAAAAAACAGCGAGCUGAGGAACGGGUGCGGAAGAAGCGCGAGAAGGAGGAGGAGGAAGCGAAAAAGGCCGGCAAGCAGAUGAAGCUCACCAGCAUGUUCAACCUUAAGGCGACGACCGUAAAGAAGGAACACGCGGCACCUAAGGCGAACGAGGCGCAUCCGACAAGUAGCACGACCAAGAGCGAACCCAAGGAGAUGUCACUGUACGAGCAAGUAUUCAAGCCCUUUUUCGUCAAAGAACAUGUUCGACUCGCCAGCGGCCCUUUCCAAAUGGACGAAGAAACGAGGAAGGCCAAGACAAAGAUUCUCGAGGAAUAUGUGUUCGGCGAGCGACCACCACCGGCAUCUGCAUCCCGCUUCGACCCCUUAGAAACGCUUCAGAUCCCGUACAAAUUACGCCGCGGGCGUGUCUACCCGAGCGUUAGGAAGAUCAUGGAGGCGCUUGAGGGAUUUCCCUCCAAUGCGUCCACUGAUCUAACCACGGAUACACAAAACGCGCAGAUGAAGCUCACGCUGGAGACCCUGAAGCUGGUACCACUGAAGUCGAUUAAGUUUGCGGAAGAUGUGAGACCACCAUACAUCGGCACGAUCAGCGGUCCACCCUCUGGCGGUAAGAGCCUCGCGAAACUUGCCAGAAAUCCACUCUCCAAGAACAUUCUUCCCCUGAACUACGAAUACGAUUCGGAGGCAGAGUGGCAAGAAGAGGAGGGCGAGGAUGUGGAUGACCUAGAUGACGAGGAGGAGGAGGCAGACCUGGAUGAAGACAUGGCCGAUUUUCUGGAUGAUUCUGAGGAUGUUGGUCCGGCACGGAUGGUGUUCUCUGGAGGUAUGGAGCCCGAGAGCAUAGGACCGUGUUGGGAGGACCGUACGAGAAAGACAACGGAGCCGAAGUUGUACAAGCAUCGGCUGGAGUUCAUUUUGGAACCACUCGAGCAUCACCACGGCAUCGAUCCCUUCUCGAGCGCCUAUUGGGACACGCCCAAGUUGAAGGCUAGCGCAGGUAACGAACGAUCAGCCGCAUCCGCAUCCGCAUCCGCAUCCACGUCCGCAUCCGCAACGACUGCCUCCUCAUCAUCCAAUCUUCCCGGUUCUUCGAGCUCUGCCCAGGAUGCGCGUGCUAACCAGAUGGCUCCGCCGCCCGUCCCGUCAGAUGCGUUCCAGGCUCUCGGGGCAUCGGGAUCGGGCGCCAAGAAGGCGCAGCAGCCGCUUCCCGCUGACAUGCAGGAGAAGCUCAAGGAUCUUGUAAGAUCUAUGCCGAACCUCAGCAAAGUUGGCGUGAUUGAGCUGUUUGCGGCGAGUAACCCGGGGUGCUCGAGGGCCCAGAUCAAGACGUCUUUUGAUGCGCUUUUUGAGAAGGCGGGCAAGGUGUUCAAGGUUAAGGGGCAGUAGGCCGGCAUUUGUGAUACUGCAGUGUGAGGUGGGGCUGCUGUCUUCAGGAGCGCUGCGUGGUAUAUAUGUAGCAUACCAUGUCGAAGUGGGAAGGGCGCAAUAUGUACCAGGGAGAACUACAGCAGAGGACAGGGGGUAGGGUAAGCUGGGAUCUAUGGACGAGCUAUGUCUAUGGAGGCUCUUGGAGUGGCUGUUGAACUGUUUUACUGGCUUGGUAUAUGGCAUGGACAGCUAGAGACAUGCAUGGAAUCCGUGGUAUUAGGGUUGAGGAGCUGGGCGGACGGUGUCGGACGGGCGUGGAAAGCUGAACAUGGGUGGGUUGGUAUGUUUUCUUAAUGGCUUGUGCAUAAACAGGAGCGGAACAGGUAUUUCUCCAUGUAAAGAAUUCAUUUCUAACAUGCUCAAGAUUUAUCUGGGUUUGUCCUUUUUGGGGCUAGAUGUGGAAGUUGGGUCCAGCAUCUACCGGGAGGUCAAAGGUAUGUACGAGGGAAACAU